Prorocentrum cordatum is the source of this 3204-nucleotide messenger RNA. The record is from the annotation of a GenBank genome assembly. Lineage: Eukaryota; Dinophyceae; Prorocentrales; Prorocentraceae.
AUGGAGGCUGUGCUGGCCUCGCAUCCCACGCUUGUUGCUGCCUCGGCAGCAGCAAGCGUGGCGGCGGCUGUCGCGGCGGCGUGCGUGAACGGCAAGCGGCUGCAUUCGACUGGCAAAGACGUCCCCGCUGUUCCAGAUCGGGCGUGCGCGGAGGUAAACAACGAGGUCCAGCGGUGCGCUGUGCUCCGUAUCGACGGGAUGACCUGCUCAAAUUGCAGCAACGCUGUCACCAAGGUGUUGGAGAGCCUCGAGCAAGUCAGCAGGUGCGAGGUGGAUCUCAUCAACGAGAAGGCCACAGUCUGGUAUUCCUCGUCGGCGAAGUUCACCGCGAAUGAGAUCUGCUCCGAGGUUGAGGACAUCGGCUUCGGCGCCACCGCGAUCUCGGACGCAUUCUCCCAGAGCUGCGCGGUGCUCCGCAUCGAUGGGAUGACCUGCUCUAACUGCAGCAACGCCGUCACAACGGCUCUUGAGAACCUCGAGCAGGUCAGCAGGUGCGAGGUGGACCUCAUCAACGAGAAGGCGACAGUCUGGUAUUACACGUCGGCGGCAUUCACGGUGAAUGAGAUCUGCUCCGCGGUUGAGGACAUCGGAUUCGGCGCUACCACGAUCUCGAACGAAAUUGCCAAAAGCGAGGGCGGCGGCACUGCGCUGCUGCACCUGCUGGAUGCCGAGACCACCGCAGACUCCGCAUCGAUCCUUAGAGCCACUGCGGGUGUCGCAGACGUGAUGGUGGACGGCAGCCUCAUGAAGGUAACCUACGACCCCGAGAAGGUCGGCGCGCGGAAGCUCCUCCAGUCCCUCGGCGCGGGCAAGAGUGGAGCAGGAGUUAAGCUUGCACCGCCGGACUUGGUCGCCGCCAGGUCGAGCGCAGAGUGCCUGCCUGCUGGCCUGCUGACCGCAGUGGCCCUCACCGCCGCGAUCGUCUCCGUGUGCUGGGUGCUGCCGUGUGUCAAGCACUGUAACCGGUUUCUCAACAAGGAGGUCGUUCCCGGCCUCUCGGUCAUGAUGCUACUGCUCUGCGCCCUGGCCACGCCCGUGCAAUUCUACAGCGGGCGGCGCUUCCAUGUCGGGGCCUACCACGCGCUGAAGUCGGGCGUGUGGGAUAUGAAUGUCCUCGUGUCCCUCGGCAGCGGCCUGACCUUCGCCUAUUCCUUCCUGGUGAUCUCCUUCGUUGUCGUGGGCAGCAGGUAUUACAAGUUCCACCACUGCAAGAUCCCCCCUUCGGCCUUCUUCGAGGCCCCUUCGGUGGUCGUGACCUGUAUCCUCGUGGGCAAGACUCUCGAGUCCUGGGCCAAGAGGAACACCUCGCGGUCCCUGCGCGACCUGCUGAAGCUGCAGCCUCCCACGGCCCACCUGCUGACGGCAGGCGGCACCGAGGCCGAGACGGUGCCGGUGGAGCUCCUGGAGCUCGGGGAUACGUUGCAGGUCUUCCCCGGGGAGGCGGCCCCCGCCGACGGCGUGCUUGCCUCCGAGGCGGGCGCGGCCGAGUUCGACGAGUCGCUCCUCACCGGCGAGUCCCGCCCGGUGACGAAGCGGAAGGGGGACUUCAUCAUCGGCGGCUCGAAGUGCGUCAGUGGCAGGGUGGAGCUUCAGGUGCAGCGCCUAGGCAGCCGGACCAUGCUCUCGCAGAUCAUGGGGUUGGUGCAGAAGGCGCAGUUGAACAGGGCAAAUGUGCAGCAGGUCGCGGACGCGAUUGCCCAGCGCUUCGUGCCUUUUGUGGUCGUGCUUGCGAUUCUGACCUGGACUACAUGGUAUACCCUCGUCUACCGUCUCGAGAUGAUCCCCUUGUCGUCCAUUCUGGACGGUCGCAUGAGCCAGUGGCCAGAGCUCGACCGAUUCUUCUUCGUGCUGGAGCACGGCUUGACCGUGUUGCUGGUUGCCUGCCCCUGCGCGCUCGGGCUGGCCACCCCGACGGCCGUCAUGGCCGCGACUGGCGCAGCGGCCAAGCACGGGAUCUUGGUCCGCACCGGCGCUGUGCCCUUGGAGUUGGGCUCGAAGAUCAGCAGCGUGGUCCUGGACAAGACAGGCACCCUCACGUGCGGCCGGCCCCGGGUCACGCAGGUCGCCGCCCGCUGGAGCGCAGGCGGUGCAGCGCAGCCGACGCUGCAGAGGCUCGUGGAGGCGCACCGCCAGGCCACGGGCGCCUCGGCGCGCGCGGCGCAGGAGCGGCCGACGGUGGCAAUGACGUGGCUGCAGGAGCAUGGCAGCGCCCCCCAGGUCGUGCUCCCGCAGACGGACGCUGCGGGGCGGCGUGCGCAGCAGCGCGGGGAGGCGGAGCGCGCGCUGUGGUGGGCCAUCGGCUCCGCGGAGAUGUCCAGCGAGCACCCCGUGGCGAAGGCGCUCGUCGACACGGCCGGCACGGUCUCGAGGGGCCCGCUGACGAAGCCGUGCACGUUUGAGAACAUCACCGGCGUCGGGGUGCGAUGCAUUCUGGCCGGCCUGUCGGUGGACGUUGCUUCCGCGACCAGCGUCCUGGAGCUCUGUAGCGGCGCCCCCGCAGACGCCGGCGCCUCGCUGCGUGAGUGGGUCGCGGCCGUGCGGGCGGGAGGAGCGACGGUCGUGGCCCUCGCGGUGGAGGGCGUGCCGCUCGCGGUCGUGGCCCUGCAGGACGAGUUGGCACCGCACGCGCGCUCGUGCGUGGCGUCGCUGCAGGUGUCCGGGGUGGACGUCUGGAUGUGCAGCGGAGAUCACCGGGUGGCCGCCCGCAGCGUGGCUCGCCAGUGCGGCAUACACGAGUCGCGGGUCGUGGCGGAGGCGCUCCCGUCGGACAAGGUCACGACGGUCGAGAUGCUUCGCGCCCCUGACAAGAAGAGCGGCCGGAGUAGGGUGGUCGCCAUGGUCGGCGACGGCGUGAACGACGCGCCAGCGCUGGCCACCGCCGAUAUCGGCAUCGCUAUCGGGGCAGGGCACGACGUGACCGUCGAGGCCGCCGACAUCGUCCUUGUGCGCUCAGAUCUCCGCGAUCUCGCCGCCUUCUUCAUGCUCGCCCGUGACACUCUCAAGACGAUCAAGUUCAAUUUCUUGUGGGCGUUUAUCUUCAACGUGUGCGCGCUGCCAGUGGCGGCUGGCGCGCUCUGGCCCUGGAGGGUCACGAUGAGCCCCCCCUUGGCCGCGUGCGUGAUGCUCAGCUCGUCGCUUUUCGUAUGCCUCAACUCCCUGUCGCUGAACAACUUCAAGCCGGCGCGCAUCACGUGGGAGGCCUGA